Messenger RNA from Hippocampus comes (tiger tail seahorse), 2794 nucleotides. It is a transcript of the gene gpr173, whose product is annotated as G protein-coupled receptor 173. Gene Ontology annotation, molecular function: G protein-coupled receptor activity. The coding region runs from base 1115 to 2326 and encodes 403 amino acids. The record is from RefSeq and is a predicted model, not a curated record. The transcript has 2 exons. Gene Ontology annotation, biological process: G protein-coupled receptor signaling pathway. Lineage: Eukaryota; Metazoa; Chordata; Actinopteri; Syngnathiformes; Syngnathidae. Gene Ontology annotation, cellular component: plasma membrane.
UGAUUCCGCAAAUGUCCGAGCCGCGUCUGAGCGAGCAGCCAUAAUUGGGAUUAUUCGGGAAUAAUUCGGCCAAUCUAGCUCCUUCUUCCUCUUCCUCUUCUUCUUCUCCUGGCCUGCCCCCCCCCCCCCAAUGUUUUUUAUUUGUUUGUUUUUUUGCCCCCACCGGCAAGCUUCGUCAUUUCGACAUCGCCGGCGCUGUGAAUCUGGUUGCUUUUGACAGUGUCAUGGAGGAUUUUCUUUUUUAUUCCAAUCGGACUCUUCCCUCGCAGUCGUCCACCUUCGCUGGACAGCAAGACAAAGGCUGCAUUUGAACUGUUGCGAGGAAACCCAUCGUUCUUUUUUUCCCCUUCGUCCCCCCACUGAAAGAUGGAGAAAGAGAUUUAUGGAGGCGCUCGUAUGUGUGGACUGAUUGUUAAGGUGCCAGUCGCCGAAAUCCACGUCAAGACCAUUCCGAGGGGCCCCGCGGCCGUUUUCCGCCUUCUGUGGGUGGCUUUUUUAUCCUAAGCAUUGAAAAUCUGACAUCAUUUGGAUAAAUGAACGCAACAAGAUCUUUUUUUCCUCCUCCCCGUUCGUCCUCUGGAGAGCCACCUUCGACGUGAUGCAGCACGGACUCUGUUUACACGACUGAUGCUCAAAACCAAACGCGUGGAUAUAUGUCUGGUUUUUAUUUUUGGUUUGUUUUUGUUCUUUGCCAUCGCGUUAAAUGAGGGCUCAUCAUCUUCAUCAUUUUCGGCUUGUCUGAUCAGAUGCUGAGUCUUCCGUUGGGUGGAGUGGGGUGUCUCGUGUUGAUCAUAUGUUCCCCGAUUGUCCCUUUGGAUGGAUUUAUGCAUAACAGGUGUUGUGCACAACACGAGCAUGAGGCUUCAUUGUGUGCUCUUCUUUUGCUCUCCGUACAAGCGACGGUGAGACAAAGCGACGGCUUGUUUUUUUUUCUCCAGUUUUUGUUUUUCAAAAGGAAGUAAUGAAAGGUGGCGAUCUUGUGGACAAACGAGGCGGGAUGACGUGUAGAAAAGGCCGCUCCUUGUAAAGCAAACGACGGCUGUAAGAGGAUCAGUGGAGCUUAUAGGCAGGCAGGCAGGAAGGCACGCCCGUGCGCAGGCAGGAGGCCGACAGAAUGGCCAACCAGAGCUUCGCCAUGGACGGGCCCGGCAGCUUGCUGGCCGGGCUGGCCUCGCAAAGUGGCCCAGCCCGAGGAGGAAGCAGCAGCGCAGGCGGCGGCGGCGGCGGUGGCGCCGGAGGAGCACUCUCGGCCGCAGACGUGUCGGCGUAUUUCAAGCUGGUCUUCUUGGGCUUGAUCAUCUGCAUCAGUCUGGCGGGCAACCUCUUGGUCUCUCUGCUGGUCCUCCGAGACCGGACGCUUCACAAGGCGCCGUAUUUCUUCUUGCUAGAUCUGUGCCUGGCCGACGCAGUGCGCUCGGCCGCCUGCUUCCCCUUCGUGCUGGUGUCGGUGCACAACAGCUCGGCGUGGACUUACAGCGCCUUGAGCUGCAAAGUGGUGGCGUUCAUGGCCGUGCUCUUUUGUUUCCACGCUGCCUUCAUGCUCUUCUGUGUGGCUGUCACCCGCUACCUUGCCAUCGCCCACCAUAGGUUCUACGCCAAGCGCAUGACGAUCUGGACCUGCGCCGCCAUCAUUUGCAUGGUGUGGACCUUGGCGGUGGCCAUGGCCUUCCCGCCCGUCUUCGACGUGGGCACCUACAAGUUCAUCCGGGACGAGGAUCAAUGCAUUUUUGAACACCGCUACCUGAAGACCAACGACACCCUGGGCUUCAUGCUCAUGCUGGCCGUGGUGGUCUUGGCCACGCACGGCUUCUACGCCAAAUUGCUGCUGUUCGAGUACAGGCACCGCAAGAUGAAGCCGGUCCAGCUGGUGCCGGCCAUCAGCCAGAACUGGACCUUCCACGGUCCCGGCGCCACCGGUCAAGCGGCUGCGAACUGGAUCGCGGGGUUCGGCCGGGGCCCCAUGCCGCCCACUCUGCUGGGUAUCAGGCAAAAUCUCCACAAUCAACACCGGCGGCUGCUGGGGAUGGACGAGGUGAGGUCUGAGAGGAGGCUCGGUCGCAUGUUCUACACCAUCACCUUGCUCUUCCUGGUGCUUUGGGCUCCCUACAUCGUCGCGUGCUUCUGGAGGGUGUUCGUCAAGUCGUGCAGCAUCCCUCACAAGUACCUCUCCAUCACCGUGUGGAUGAGCUUCGCCCAGGCCGGAGUCAACCCCAUCUUCUGUCUGCUGCUCAACGAAGAUCUGAGAAAAGUGCUGCGAGCCCAUCUGCCCACCUACUGGAGGACUAAACAACACCUGCCCCAGGAUGAGGCCUACUGCAUCAUGUGAGGGGGGGUUGAGAGGAACCUUCGCCUGGAGAGCCAACCAGCGCAGGCACAGUGCCAUUUCAAAAAAGAAUGUCGGUAUUUGUGCCAGAGGUUUUUGGAUGGGGCGCAAGAAACCAGCUCACCCACACUUGAAUGGUUUGUAUUCCUCGUGAUGGAUUAAUAGGUAAACUCGGCCCGGAAAAGUGAGACGGGUGCCAUUUUUUAAUAUCAUGUUGCCUUAUAUCAGAGCGACACACAUCAGCGUCUGUGCCACUCGAGGCACAAAACAGCAUUAGAAUGACACGAUAAAAUGUUAUGAUAGGAAAGUUACAGACUUGAAAGGCAUCAGAAAGAAGUGGACGAGUUUGAAGGAUGGAACGACCACCCGGGACUCCGUUUCGUGCUCAUUGAAGGAGACUAUUUGAUAUUGAAGAGACCCUUUUCUUAGCGGUGAACAACCCGAACAUGCUUGAGUUAUUUGGACUUCAUU